AUGUCGUUCCUCAGAAGAAUCGUGCACAAUGAUGCCGUCAAGCUGGACCCUCCAGAGGUCUACAACUGGAGAGUCUUCGCCUUAGCAGCAGCCGCCUGUUUCGGAGGCACACUCUUUGGCAUGGAUAUUGGUAUCAUUGGCGGUGUGUUGACAUUGCCCGAUUUCAAGGAUGAAUUUGGAAUCACACACAAGUCGAAAAUUGCACAGUCCAACCUCUCUGCCAACCUGGUGUCGGUCAUGCAAGCAGGCGCUAUCGCUGGUGCACUGGCCGCCAAUCCGUUGGCCGACAAAUGGGGUCGGAAGAUUACCAUUUAUGUUGUCGCAACCUUCGCUUUCAUUGGGGGUCUCCUCCAGGCUCUGUCGUACGGCCAUUUAUCCUGCUUCUAUAUUGGACGGUUCGUCGAAGGACUGGGUCUAGGCGGAGCCACCAUGGUCGCACCCACCUAUGUUGCUGAGAACGCUCCCCGCGGCAUUCGAGGUCUGCUGGUCGGGUUCUAUCAGCUUUUCGAAACGAUGGGUGCUAUGGUUGCCUUUUUCAUCAACUACGGCAGUCUGCUCCACUUGAAAGGCCAUGCUACGUGGAUCGUCCCGUUGUCGAUGCAGUCCCUGCCGCCGUUCCUCCUCUUUGUUUCCAUCUUGUUUUGUCCCGAAAGCCCUCGUUGGCUCGCUUCUCAAGACAAUUGGGACGAUGCCUCCAGAAUUCUUGCCAAAGUUCGAAACCUACCGCCCACACACCCCUACGUGCAAGCCGAACUUCUCGAAAUGCAAACACAGCUGGAAGCUGAGAGAGGCCGCGCUGGCGGUAACAGUUACUGGGCGUUGACAAAAGAGGCGUGGACAAUUCCUGGAAAUCGCAGACGAGCGAUCAUGGCGAUCGCACUGAUGACGGCGCAACAAUGGACUGGAACCAAUGCCAUCAAUUACUACGCACCGACUAUCUUUACCGAUCUCGGCGUUACCGGAAACACACAGAGCCUGUUCGCUACUGGUGUCUACGGCAUCGUGAAGAUGGGUUCCUGUGCUAUCUUCAUCACCUUCCUUGCCGACACUCUCGGGCGCAGAUGGUCGUUGGUCUGGACUGGACUGUUCAUGUGGUUCUGCAUGUUCUAUCUGGGCUUUUUCGUUCGAUUCGACGCCCCCAAGCAAGGUGCUCCGAUAUCUGGUGCUGGGUACGCUGCAUUAGUCAUGGUGUAUCUCUAUGCCGCUGCCUUCCAAUUUGGCUGGGGCCCUGUUUGUUGGAUCUAUGCAUCUGAAAUCAGCACUCAAAGGCUCCGAGGCCUGAUUGUGUCAUAUGCUGCCGCGACACAAUGGGUUUUCAAUCUGGCUGUUGCUCGAGCUACACCCGUUAUGCUGGAUACUGUGGGCGCAGGCGGCUAUGGUACAUACUUUAUAUACGGCUGCUUCUGCUUCACCAUCGCCAUCGGAGCCUACUUCCUAGUGCCUGAGACCAAGGGGAUUUCCUUGGAGCGAAUGGACGAACUGUUCGGAAUGACCGACUUUAGUGGAAUUGAGGAUGUCGGAGUGGCUUCCCACAAACAUGAUGUCGAGGCCAUCCACGUCGAGGUCAAGUGA
This is a messenger RNA of Fonsecaea nubica, 1572 nucleotides long. RefSeq lists its product as hypothetical. The transcript has 7 exons. The record is from RefSeq and is a predicted model, not a curated record. Bases 1 to 1572 code for a protein of 523 amino acids. Gene Ontology annotation, cellular component: membrane. Gene Ontology annotation, molecular function: carbohydrate:proton symporter activity. Gene Ontology annotation, biological process: transmembrane transport; carbohydrate transport. Lineage: Eukaryota; Fungi; Ascomycota; Eurotiomycetes; Chaetothyriales; Herpotrichiellaceae.